AUGAGCAGCGGAUGUAUCGACGGGGUUCGAACAGUUAUGGGUGGAAAACUCGAUCUUGGGAUCAAGAGGGCAGCAAGUGCACGUUGCCGACCUUGCUCGGGACAGUUCCGGAUACGGAAGUGGUCCGGGAAGGAGCGCACGGACAGACAGACAGACAGGCAGACAUCCGUUUCCAGCAGGAACCGCCAGCCCUGUGGUCGUUGCACGGUGACGCGCGCCGCGUUCCCUCCGUGUCGAGAACAUUCGCUCGUCUGUCACGCCAGCAGCCAGCCAGCCAGUCAGCCGGGGCCGCUGGGCCCGGGCCCGGGCGUGGUGCUCUACCUGUGCCCCGAGGCGCAGUGCGGCCAGACCUUCGCCAAGAAGCACCAGCUGAAGGUGCACCUGCUGACGCACAGCAGCAGCCAGGGCCAGCGGCCCUUCAAGUGCCCCCUGGGCGGCUGCGGCUGGACCUUCACCACGUCGUACAAGCUCAAGAGGCACCUGCAGUCGCACGACAAGCUGCGGCCGUUCGGCUGCCCGGCCGAGGGCUGCGGCAAGAGCUUCACCACCGUGUACAACCUCAAGGCGCACAUGAAGGGCCACGAGCAGGAGAACUCGUUCAAGUGCGAGGUGUGCGAGGAGAGCUUCGCCACGCAGGCCAAGCUCAGCGCCCACCAGCGCAGCCACUUCGAGCCCGAGCGGCCCUACCAGUGCGCCUUCUCCGGCUGCAAGAAGACGUUCAUCACCGUCAGCGCCCUCUUCUCCCACAACCGCGCGCACUUCCGCGAGCAGGAGCUCUUCUCCUGCUCCUUCCCCGGCUGCAGCAAGCAGUACGACAAGGCUUGCCGCCUCAAGAUCCACCUGCGCAGCCACACGGGCGAGCGGCCCUUCCUGUGCGACUUCGACGGCUGCGGCUGGAACUUCACCAGCAUGUCCAAACUCCUGAGGCACAAGAGGAAGCACGACGACGACCGGCGGUUCACGUGCCCCGUGGAGGGCUGCGGCAAGUCGUUCACGAGGGCCGAGCACCUCAAGGGCCACAGCAUCACGCACCUGGGCACCAAGCCCUUCGUGUGCCCCGUGGAAGGCUGCCGCGCCCGCUUCUCGGCGCGCAGCAGCCUCUACAUCCACUCCAAGAAGCACCUGCAGGACGUGGACACGUGGAAGAGCCGCUGCCCGGUGCCCGCGUGCAACAAGCUCUUCACGUCCAAGCACAGCAUGAAGACCCACAUGGCCAAGAGGCACCACCUGGGCCAGGACCUGCUGGCGCAGCUGGAAGCCGCCAACUCCCUCACACCCAGCAGCGAGCUGACCAGCCAGGGCCAGGGCGACCUGAGCGACGCCGAGCUGGUGUCGCUCUUCUCCGACGCGCCGGGCGCCGGCUCGGCGGCGGUGCUGGACACGGCCUUGGUGAACUCCUCAGACUCCGCUGUGACUGUGGAUCCUGCUGUUCCACGACACUGCGAUAAGGUGGCAGAGAGGCCCUCCUCCGUCUGGUCUGGAGAGUUCAUUGUGUGCACUUGCCCAGAGUUGGAAGGAAAGAUUGAAUCUGAAUAUUGUGUAAACUGUCGCCUUAAACGAGUGUAG
This is a messenger RNA of Pteropus alecto (black flying fox), 1566 nucleotides long. Its product is annotated as zinc finger X-linked protein ZXDB-like. Gene Ontology annotation, molecular function: transcription coregulator activity. The transcript has 4 exons. Gene Ontology annotation, biological process: regulation of transcription by RNA polymerase II. Gene Ontology annotation, cellular component: nucleus. Bases 1 to 1566 code for a protein of 521 amino acids. NCBI's taxonomy places the organism in Eukaryota, Metazoa, Chordata, Mammalia, Chiroptera, Pteropodidae. The record is from RefSeq and is a predicted model, not a curated record.